Molecule: messenger RNA, 1556 nt
Organism: Perca fluviatilis (European perch)
Lineage: Eukaryota; Metazoa; Chordata; Actinopteri; Perciformes; Percidae
Product: hippocalcin-like protein 1
Exons: 5
Coding region: 495-1076 (193 amino acids)
Molecular function (GO): calcium ion binding
Source: RefSeq, a predicted model, not a curated record
CCCCCCGUUUAAAUCCACUCCUCUCGCGCUCGCCUCUUAAACACACCGUCCUCCCGCUGCAAGCCCGUCCCGACCCGGCCCCUGGAGGAGAGGAAGCGUCAGCAGCACCAGCUCCGCACCGCGGCACCCAUCACUGCUGCCUCGAUCUCGCCUGCACCCGUGGUAACAUGGUCUGCAGGGCUCGGCUGCUGUAGCCAAGGGCCACAUAGUUACACAGCCAGCAGUGAGCAGCAGAAGCAGCAGCAGUAGUAAGCAGACGGAGAUCAACACUAGGCUGAUACAUCAGAGGCACCGGAGGAAGGCGUCCAGAGCAAAGCCGAGCAUCCCUGCAUCUCUACGCAGCUGUCCUGCACACCGGCCCCGCUGAACCGGAGCCGGGACACCCUCCUCCCCACCGCAGACACUACCUCGGCUUUAUCGGGUGGGAAAAGCCGCCUGGCCAGUGAUAUAGUCACUGUUGUUGUCAAGGAAACCAAGAGUCCUGUCCCGUUGCCAUGGGGAAACAGAACAGCAAGCUGCGGCCAGAGAUGCUGCAGGACCUACGGGAGAAUACCGAGUUCUCCGACCACGAACUGCAGGAGUGGUACAAGGGUUUCUUGAAGGAUUGUCCAAGUGGAACCCUGAAUGUGGAGGAGUUCAAGAAAAUCUACGCCAAUUUCUUCCCCUACGGUGACGCUUCCAAGUUCGCUGAGCACGUCUUCCGAACGUUUGACACCAACGGCGACGGGACGAUAGACUUCCGGGAGUUCAUCAUCGCCCUGAGCGUGACAUCACGGGGCAAGCUGGAGCAGAAGCUGAAAUGGGCCUUCAGCAUGUAUGACCUGGACGGAAACGGGUACAUCAGCCGCGACGAGAUGCUGGAGAUUGUACAGGCCAUCUACAAGAUGGUGUCAUCUGUGAUGAAGAUGCCCGAGGAUGAAUCCACGCCGGAGAAGAGGACGGAUAAGAUCUUCAGACAAAUGGACCUCAAUAAUGAUGGUAAAUUGUCCCUGGAGGAGUUUAUCAAAGGUGCCAAAAGCGACCCGUCCAUCGUCAGGCUACUCCAGUGCGACCCCAGCUCGGCCUCCCAGUUCUGAGCCCCAUUACGCCACCCCGCCCCCCGCCCCUUACCCCCUGCUGCGACCCGUCCCUCCUCACCCUCUCUGUUGCUAUUGAAACAGUCACUGAAAUCAAUGCAUGAUGGUUCCCGUUUCUCAUAUCAUCAUCUCUUUUUCUUUUCUUUUCGUUGCUGUGUGCAAGGGUGGUGGAGGAGGGAAGGAGGAUGGAGGAUAAGAAAAGCCAUCACUUAUCGUUUCACUUUCAUUUUUUAUUUUUUUUUUUUACAUUUGGGAAGACUGAAAGGACAUGCAUACAUUUUAAUGAUCAGUCGACAGUGGCGUCCGCUAAUGUCCCCCUAUAUGUCUCUCUCUCUCUGUGGAUGGACGGAUAUUCCGGGGAGCUGCUUGUGACAAAGCGUGGCUUUCUGCAGGGUGGGGAUUGCUCAGUUUGUCCUCCAACACACAUGUACAUCGUGUGUGUGUGUGUAUAUAUAUAUAUAUAUAUAUAUAAACACACAG